This is a messenger RNA of Anopheles merus, 1655 nucleotides long. RefSeq names its product 3-hydroxykynurenine transaminase. The record is from RefSeq and is a predicted model, not a curated record. Lineage: Eukaryota; Metazoa; Arthropoda; Insecta; Diptera; Culicidae. Bases 220 to 1410 code for a protein of 396 amino acids. The transcript is spliced from 5 exons. Gene Ontology annotation, molecular function: L-serine:pyruvate transaminase activity; L-alanine:glyoxylate transaminase activity. Gene Ontology annotation, cellular component: peroxisome.
CACUGUAACUGAUAAUCAAGUCACAGUAUUUGCUAGAUGCCUACCCUGUUACGGUAGCGGUACCUGCUUGCCGAAGUGUUGUCAGCUUGGUGUCCUAGAGUGAGGGUAUAACUAACGCUGCCCUAAAGUUAGAAAAAGGGGAAUAACGUAAACGAAAUACCCCAGUGACAUUGUGCGAAUUGUCUCAUAUUGUAAUAACUUACUGAAAGCGCUGAUACAAUGAAGUUCACGCCGCCCCCUGCAUCGCUACGCAAUCCUUUAAUCAUUCCGGAAAAGAUAAUGAUGGGCCCUGGACCGUCCAACUGCUCAAAGCGGGUGCUGACUGCCAUGACUAACACCGUGCUGAGCAACUUCCACGCUGAAUUGUUCCGAACGAUGGACGAGGUCAAGGAUGGCUUGCGGUACAUUUUUCAGACAGAAAACCGGGCAACUAUGUGCGUAAGCGGUUCCGCACACGCGGGAAUGGAAGCUAUGCUGAGCAAUCUGCUUGAAGAGGGCGAUCGAGUGCUGAUCGCGGUUAACGGAAUUUGGGCAGAACGUGCCGUCGAAAUGUCUGAGCGUUACGGUGCCGAUGUUCGAACGAUUGAGGGCCCUCCGGACCGUCCGUUCAGUUUGGAUACAUUGGCCAGAGCCAUCGAACUGCAUCAACCCAAGUGUCUGUUCCUGACGCACGGUGACUCAUCAAGUGGUCUGCUGCAGCCGCUGGAAGGUGUAGGCAAGAUUUGUCACCAGCACGACUGUUUGCUCAUCGUUGAUGCCGUGGCUUCGCUGUGCGGUGUGCCGUUUUAUAUGGAUAAAUGGGAGAUAGAUGCCGUCUAUACUGGAGCGCAAAAGGUGCUAGGUGCGCCUCCUGGUAUCACUCCCAUUUCUAUAAGCCCGAAAGCAUUGGAUGUGAUUCGAAAUCGUCGUACAAAAUCGAAAGUAUUUUACUGGGAUUUACUGCUGCUCGGCAAUUAUUGGGGCUGUUAUGAUGAACCAAAACGCUAUCACCAUACUGUCGCAUCGAACUUAAUAUUUGCUCUGCGGGAAGCAUUGGCUCAAAUUGCGGAAGAAGGACUGGAAAAUCAGAUCAAACGCCGCAUCGAAUGUGCUCAAAUCUUGUACGAAGGGCUUGGUAAGAUGGGACUCGAUAUUUUCGUUAAAGACCCCAGACAUCGCCUGCCCACCGUAACUGGUAUUAUGAUUCCGAAAGGUGUUGACUGGUGGAAAGUUUCACAAUACGCCAUGAACAAUUUUUCGUUAGAAGUACAAGGAGGACUUGGACCUACGUUUGGAAAAGCAUGGCGUGUGGGUAUUAUGGGCGAAUGUUCAACAGUACAAAAAAUACAAUUCUAUCUAUAUGGCUUUAAGGAAUCACUCAAAGCCACACAUCCCGACUAUAUUUUUGAGGAAAGUAAUGGAUUUCACUAGCUGAAACUUGAACAAUGCAUCAAUGUAUUAUUGCCGCUUUGAGCCCUGCCAGACUUAGCAUAUGCAUGCUAAAAGUAGGGCUUACAAGAACAUACAUAGAUUCUACUAAUUGCGCUAGAAUUGCAAAACGGAUCAUCUCAAUUUGCUUGUCGAAGCUAUCAUGAACGGUAACAUGCCCAAUAACCAGACAGUUUUGUAAGUAAGAUUACUUUUUGAAGAAUAAAUUAUUUUGUUACAGAAAUGAA